ACAGGUGUGAUGAGGAGCUCCAUAGGGGAAACGAAGCUAACAUUUUAACCAUAGGAGCAGAAGUUUCUUUGACCUCCUGAAUAGGUGUCACGGCAUUUCCUGGUUAGGGGUAAUGCCCCACUCUCACCCCGGGGACGGGAACCGUCACCAGAGACCGCUAAAUUUCGGAGAUGUCGUACUAGGUGACGGGGAGGUGGAGUGCAAUCUCUCCUGCGACCUGGGAUUUAAUAAGCAUUGAUCGCGGCUUCCUCGAAGGAAACUCAACCUCCUGCGAGUGCUCUCUGAGAGUAUCACAGCUCGAGCAACUUCUGGGAUGCCAACACAUCGCGGCGAAGCAACCGGGGCUCGGGUGGGGGAAGGGCUGGAAUGGAAAGAAGAGACGCAGAGGAUGAAGGGAAGAAGGCGAAAGAGGAAACGGAUUCUGGUACUGGGGAUCUGCCACAGACUUAAUGAAACCUCUCCGAAGUUCCUCUAUUCAGAAGUAUCUUUCAAGGCAUAGAGUGCAGAUCUUCUUUACCACCAUCCCUUCCCCUUCCUGGCUCCCUUCAAGUCUCAUCUCAAGGACCACUUUCUCCAUGAAGCCCUGUCUUCCUUUGCCAUGUAUUCUGUAUAUACUUCUCUUCAUCUAGAAAUGGAUUCCCCCAGGAGAGGCAGCUCCUUGAGGGCAGGGAUCGUCCUGGAGAGAGCCAAAGGAAGAGCAGUAGGGCCGAGUCCUUGGGGAUGGAGCUUGUUUUCCAUGCCAUGGAUGUGUUCUCACAAAUGCCAACCCAUCGUCACUCAGAGGGUACGGAUUCUGGCCUGGCUGAAGCAGCAAGGUACCGUGAGCCCGAUGCCACAUGUGCCAGGCAAGUCAAACCAUUGUCAGCGCCUCUUGACCUCUUCCCUCCCUUCAAGACUGUUGGAAAUAGCCCAGCACCCCGAGCCCAAGGACUGUGGGGGCAACAGCGUCCCCCAGACCAGCAGAUCUGCUUCAAGCCCAGGCCACAUGGCCAUCAUGGAAGGAAGACCCUUGUGAAGACGGGCCGCCUUUCUCAUCACCACCAGCAACAAACUAGCAUUUAUUUUUACCAAGUACAUGUAAUAGCCAAUCUCCAUAGAAGUUUUCCAAAGCUACAGGAUCCAAACUGUCUCCCCUCCUCCCCUCCCUCCCCACUCCCAGAAGGGGCAAGCCAUUCCGUGGGGUUAUACAUGGAUUACGGUGCAAAACAUUUCCACUUGGCUCAUGGUUGUAAGAGAAUAGGCACACAACAAAACCCCAAAUAAACAAGAGGAGAAUCUCUGAUGCGCAUUCUGCUGCCACAGCUCUUCCUCUGGAGGUGGAUGCCUUCUUUGUCCCAAGUCCCAGAACUGUCCUGGAUCAUGGCGGGGCUGAGAGCAGCAGAGGCUUUCAUGGUUGAUCAGGCCACAGUACUGCUGUUACUGUGCACAGUGUUCUCCUGGUUCUGCUUCUUUCACUCUGCAUCAGUUCAUGUUGGUCUUUCCGGCUCUCUCUGAAGUCGUCCCAUUCAUCCUUCCUUGCAGCUCACUCAUAUUCCAUCACCAGUGAGAUGGUAUUUGUAAGAAUGCUAUAGCUUUUCCCAGAAGUGACUAGUACUUUGGGGCUCUGCCCUGAAAUGCGUAGGCACUGGAGGGGCAGGCGGAAUUCUCCCCAGUGGUUAUCUCACCAAGCCAAUGGCUUCCCAGACCAGCAAAGAACCUCAGAGAAAAAGCGUGAUACCCCCUCUUACUGCCAUACCUGUUCCCAGGCUAUCACCCUACCAGGAUCCUGUUGCUCCGGAAUGCUGGGGGGGCGGCCUUCCCCCCACCAUUGAGUACCACCGACAAAUCCAAACAUUUCAAUGUGUAAAGAACAAGAAAAAAGAGUAUGCACGUAGAUAAUUUAAUAUAAUACAUUCGUGCACAUAUACCUAUGUGUAUAUUUGUAUACAUAUGAUAUGUGAGUGUAUAUACACACAUGCACAGUCAAAUGUAUGUUUAUAUAAUAUAUAACUAUAUACUUAAGUAUUUAAAAUGUGUAAACAUUUAUAUGCAUACAUAUAUGUAUAUCAAACACAAGUGUGUGUGAAUAUGUGUACAUAUAACACAUAAUAUAUUUUGUGCAUAUAUGGAUACAGAUGCACAGAUAUGGAUAGACAGAUAGACAUGUAAUAAAUUUAACAAAGAAGUGACAGAAUUGCUUCAUA
Molecule: messenger RNA, 2183 nt
Organism: Monodelphis domestica (gray short-tailed opossum)
Lineage: Eukaryota; Metazoa; Chordata; Mammalia; Didelphimorphia; Didelphidae
Source: RefSeq, a predicted model, not a curated record